Messenger RNA from Myxocyprinus asiaticus (Chinese sucker), 1231 nucleotides. RefSeq names its product secretory carrier-associated membrane protein 5-like. Lineage: Eukaryota; Metazoa; Chordata; Actinopteri; Cypriniformes; Catostomidae. The coding region runs from base 225 to 917 and encodes 230 amino acids. The record is from RefSeq and is a predicted model, not a curated record. Gene Ontology annotation, biological process: protein transport. Gene Ontology annotation, cellular component: recycling endosome membrane; trans-Golgi network membrane. The transcript has 7 exons.
AUAGGUGGGGAAUGACAGCUAUCACUCAGUGAACUAACAAUCUAAGAAAUAGAUCUGUUUCUCUGCGUACUUUGGCUGUGAUUUGUUUUCAAAAUUGUUAACUCCUAACCGGAAUGUGUGAUUGAGCAUUCACUGGAAGCCAUGAUAUUUUAGAGAGGCGCACGGUGGGUAGAAGAUUCACAAUUUUGAAGAGAAAGCAGUCUUAAACUACCAUCAAAAUCCCAAUGGCUGACAACAACUUUCCUCCUCUGCCUGGCUUUAUUCCACUGAAGCCAUGCUUCUACCAAGACUUUGAGGAGAUACCUGACCAGCACCGCACCAUGUGCAAGAGGCUCUACUACUUGUGGAUCUUGUAUGGCAUCACCCUGAUGGUGAAUUUCUUCGGCUGUAUGGCAUGGAUGUUUGGUGGUGGAGGAGUGACUAACUUUGGCAUGUCGAUCAUAUGGGUUAUUCUCUUCACCCCAUGUUCCUAUGUGUGCUGGUUUCGACCCAUUUACAAUGCCUUCAAGACUGACAGCUCCUUCUAUUUCAUGGCAUUCUUCUUUGUCUUCAUGGCACAGCUUUUUAUUACCAUAAUUCAGGCCAUUGGUAUCCCAGGAUGGGGUGUUUGCGGCUGGUUAGGCACCAUCUCCUUCUUUGGCACAAGCAUCUUUGCCUCCAUCAUUAUGCUAAUCCCCACGAUCAUGUUCACUGCAGUCGCUGCCAUUUCAUUUAUCGCCCUCACUAAGGUUCAUAACUUCUACCGAGGCAGUGGGGGCAGUAUGAGUAAAGCCCAGGAUGAGUGGGUGUCUGGUGCCUGGAAAAACCCUCACGUUCAGCAGGCAGCUCAACAGGCAGCUCUGGGUGCCGCUGCAGGGGCAAUGCAGGGUCAGCAGGUACCGCAGUACUCAACACCCACCUAUGACAACACUAUGUAACACAGUAUGAAAGAGUGAAUAGUGAAUAGAUUCAGACCAAGCUGGAAACCUCUUGUUGGCCUUAGCUAUUUGUGAUGUAGCUGUAAAAUGUUUUUAUCAGGAUACUUUUGUCUGAGCUAGGAUGAUGAAAGUGAUGUUGUAAAAAUCCUGUAGAAAGUUUUCAUGUUUUAAUUUAAUGUUUGUGGUUUAUUUCAUGUUUUCUGCAUAUUUUAGCUAAUUUGUUAUGUAUCGAUAUUUAAAAAGUAGUAGAAACGUCAUGGUGAUUUCUAUAUUGUAUAUACAUUUUUUAGCUAUGCUCAGAUCUGAAAUAUCUU